Triticum turgidum subsp. durum (durum wheat) is the source of this 531-nucleotide messenger RNA. The record is from the annotation of a GenBank genome assembly. Lineage: Eukaryota; Viridiplantae; Streptophyta; Magnoliopsida; Poales; Poaceae.
AUGUAUGGUAUGGUAUGGUAUGGUUUGACAUCAGAGAAACGCCUCCGGGACGCACACGCGCGGCUCAAGAAGAGGGGCGUCCCGCUGGCCGUCAACCAGGUGAACUACAGCCUCAUCUACAGGACGCCCGAGGAGAACGGCGUCAAGGCCGCCUGCGACGAGCUCGGCGUCACGCUCAUCGCCUAUUCCCCCAUCGCCCAAGGUGUUCUGUCAGGGAAAUACACUCCGGAGAAUCCACCCACGGGUCCUCGGGGGAAUACCUACACUCCAGAGUUCCUCACCAAGCUCCAACCGCUGAUGAACAGGAUCAAAGAGAUUGGAGUAAGCUAUGGCAAGAACCCAACUCAGGUGUCUCUGAACUGGCUGACCUGCCAGGGCAACGUGGUACCCAUCCCGGGGGCCAAGAACGCCGGGCAGGCAAUGGAGUUCGCCGGUGCACUCGGGUGGAGCCUCGCCGCCGACGAGGUCGAGGAGCUGCGGACCCUCGCGCGGGAGAUCAAGGGAAUCAAGAUGCCCAUCGAGGAGUCAUGA